AACGUCAUUCAAUAUUAUGCAAUGUGAUUAAAAUGUAUUAAAUCGUUAAAAAAUUUCCUCAUUCGUUGGGUCUAUUCAAAUAAAUAAUAUAAGUAAUCACACUUUUAUUGCUAAGUUCCAUAAAGUAAAUUAAUUAAAAAUUGUGAUGUUGCGUCGAGUGAUAAUCAUAACACCAGCGCUGACGUUAGCCGCUGUUGGUGUAACGAAAGCUGCUGAAACUCCAAGUGCUGUAAAAGAAGCAAAUGAUGUGUCACAUUUAAAACGUAGACCAAGUGAAUUGCCGCUGUAUGCACCAUUGCAUUCAAGCAAUAAUUCAAAAACAGACGAAGAGCAACAAUCUAAUGCACGACGAGCUCUUGAAAGCGGUGUAAGGGUCGUACGAACUGAAAUACAGUCUGGGUAUAAUGUAGUUGCCGAUCAAAUGAAAGUUUUUGAUCAUUAUUAUGAAACAGCUAAAGCGCACAGUAUGUCAGCAAUCGAUUAUCUAAAUCAGCCACAUAACUCUUUACCACGAAGUGGUGCUAUAGCUAUUGGUGGUUUGGCCGGCUUUAUUUUUGCCGCGCGUGGCGGUUUUAUUAGAAAGGUUUUGUAUACAACAACUGGUGCCGGUGUUAUUGCUUCAAUAUGCUAUCCUCGUCAAGCUGAAGUUGCUGCACGUGAGAGUUUAUACGAAGCGAGGAAAGUAUACGCUAUUGCGUAUAAUUUUGUAAAGGGUGUAAAACCUGGCGAUGAAAUUUCUGUUGAUCCUGUUAAUAAAUUCCCUACAUCUUUAGAAGAAGUUAAAUUCCUUUUUUGGGACUUAUAUGACGAAGUAAAAGAAGUAGUGUGGAAAAAGAAGUAAACGAACGAUAUGCGAAUAAAAAGAAAAUAAAAUUAUAGAACAAUAGACCCAACAUGGAAUUUGACAAAAAAAAAAAA
This is a messenger RNA of Teleopsis dalmanni, 918 nucleotides long. RefSeq names its product MICOS complex subunit MIC27 (gene Mic26-27). The record is from RefSeq and is a predicted model, not a curated record. Gene Ontology annotation, cellular component: MICOS complex. The transcript has 3 exons. NCBI's taxonomy places the organism in Eukaryota, Metazoa, Arthropoda, Insecta, Diptera, Diopsidae. Bases 146 to 841 code for a protein of 231 amino acids. Gene Ontology annotation, biological process: cristae formation.